AUGGAGAAGGUUUUAGAGGUCUAUAAAGAAGACCAAGCUAGUCACAACUUUCCCUUAAGCCAAAGCCUAACCCAGAGCAAGCUCCUAACUCUCUUCAAUUCUAUGGAGGCUGAGAGAGGUGAGGAAGCUGCAGAAGAAAAGUUUGGACCUAGCAGAGGUUGCUUCAUGAGGUUUAAUGAAAGAGGUCAUCUCCAUAAUAGAAAAGUGCAAGGUGGAGCAGCGAGUGCUGACACAGAAGCUUCAGCAGGUCAUCCAGAAGAUCUAGCUAAGAAAAUUGACGAAGGUGUUUACACUAAACGACAGAUUUUUAAUGUAGACAGAACAGCCUUAUAUUGGAGCAAGACGUUAAGCAGGACUUUCAUACCUAGAGAGAUGUCAAUACCUAGCUUAAAAUCUUCAAAGGGCAGGAUGACUCUCUUGUUAGGGGAUAGUGCAGCUGGUGAUUUUAACUUGAAGCCAAUGCUCACUUACCAUUUCAAAAAUCCUAGGACCCCUAAGAAUGAUACCAAAUCUACUCUGCCUGUGCCCUAUAAAUGGAACAAUGCCUGGAUGACAGCACAUCUGUUUACAGGAUGGUUUACUGAAUAUUGUAAGCCCACUGUUGAGACCUACUACUCAGGAGAAGAGAUUUCUUUCAAAAUAUUAGUGCUCAUUGACAAUGCACCUGGCCACCAAAGAACUUUGAUGGAGUUGUACAAAGAGAUUGAUGUUGUUUUCACACCUGCUAAUACAACACCCAUUCUGCAGCCCAUGGAUCAAGGAGUAGUUUUGACUUUCAAGUCUUAUUUAAGAAAUACAUUUCAUGUGGUUAUAGCAGCCAUAGCUAGUGAUUCCUCUGUUGGGCAUUGGAAAAAUAAAUUGAAAACCUUCUGGAAAGGAUUCACCAUUCUAGAUGCCAUUAAGAACAUUCAUCACUCAUGGGAGGAGGUUAAAAUAUCAACAUUAACAGGAGUUUGGAAGGAGUUGAUUCCUACCCUCAUGGGUGACUAUGAGGGGUUCCCAACUUUAGUAGAGAAAGUAACCACAGAUGGGGUGAAAAAAGCAAGAGAACUAGAAUUAGAAGUGGAUUUUGAGGAUGUGACUAAAUUGCUGCAAUCUCAUGAUAAAACUUUAAUGGAUGAGGAGUUGCUUCUUAUGGAUGAUCGGAGAAAGUGGUUUCUUGAGAUGGAAUCUACUCCUGAUGAAGAUACUGUGAGCAUUGUUGAAAUGACAACAAAGAAUUUAGAAUAUUACAUAAACUUAAUUGAUAAAGUAGUGGCAGGGUUUGAGAGAAUUGACUGA
Messenger RNA from Loxodonta africana (African savanna elephant), 1281 nucleotides. Its product is annotated as tigger transposable element-derived protein 1-like. Gene Ontology annotation, molecular function: DNA binding. The coding region runs from base 1 to 1281 and encodes 426 amino acids. The transcript has a single exon. Gene Ontology annotation, cellular component: nucleus. The record is from RefSeq and is a predicted model, not a curated record. Lineage: Eukaryota; Metazoa; Chordata; Mammalia; Proboscidea; Elephantidae.